AUGGAAAUUGCACCGAUCAUUACAAAGUACGGACCAGCUAGUCUGUUUUUGAAGAAAGGAAGUACAGGUUAUCUAAAUUGUACUCUAUCACCUUUGACAUCCACUGCUACAGUAAAAUGGACAAAAGAUCAGGUGGAAAUAAAUAUAGCUAACGAUCCUCGCUUUGCAACAAAUAAAUUCAAUGAUUUGAUCAUACUCAACGCUCAAUCAGGUGCUCAAAGUUCGGAAGGAAAUUAUAGAUGCUCAGCCACUAAUUCUGUCAACACCACUACAAAUGAAUAUGACUUGGUUGUAAAAGUGACAGUGCUGGAAAGGGAAUUUCUAUACGCGCCCAGAGAUACAUUCUUCUAUGAUAUUGAUGGAAAAAGAUUGGCCUGGACAAACUGUCAACCACCAAUCGCAGUUCCACUAGCAAAAGUAACUUUCAUUAAUGGAUCGAGUGGCUUAGCUGUUACCAGUCAAACUGAUGCAAGAGUUGAAAUUAGAGAGAUUUCCCGAGAAGGAUCACCUUUUUACCAGUUGCUGAUACAAGACGCUACAAAGUAUGAUGUGGGUACAUGGCAAUGUAGAGCAAAAAAUAGGAUUGGUACAAGGAGUGCAAACUUUAAAGUUACAUUUUAUGGACCUCCUGAGGGAGCAAAGGGCAUGCGUGUCAAGGAACACAGAUUGAAUGGAUUCAUCAUGACAUGGGACUUCUUAAGAGUUGAUAUUGAUUACUACGAUAUCACUAUCACUAAAAUAGCAACAAAUAAAGUACAGACGUUCAAACUUGACGAUGCCGAAAAUUUUGAUCGACAGAUCUUAGAAUAUCAGUUUUACAACUUAGAACGAGGUACGGAAUAUGAUGUUCAAAUGAGAGCCACAAGCAAAGAAAAACAAGUUGGUGAAUGGAGCGAAAAAUUGAGAGUAAAAACAGUUACUGAAAUUGCUCCUGUGGUAACAGAACAGCCUGGUGACGCUAAUGUAGGUGAAGGACAGACAUACAAUAUGAGCUGUGUUGUAGAUGCAAGUCCUGCAGCUACUUUUAGAUGGUUUAAAAACGGGAUUGUUAUUUCACCCACAGAUAGCAGAUACACGAUAAUUGAUAAUAAACUUAUUAUCUUAAAUGCACUCCAUGGCGCAGAAAAUAGCGAAGCUAAAUAUAAAUGCGAAGCUUCCAACAACCUUGGAAAAGCUACUAGUGAAGAAGCACAACUCACCGUACAAUGGAUGGAGCAGAAUUUUCAAAUAGCUCCACGGAACAGAUUAUUCUAUCGAGGAACGUCCUUUAUAAGGAUUUCUGCUAGAGCUCCUAUUGGUUCAUCUCUACACGUGACAUGGAGACAAAAUGGCGUCCCUAUCAGACCUGAAACACAUCCAAAUUUUGCAGUUACUCAAUACAGGGGCCCUGCAAAUAACCUUCAUUAUGCAUUAGAUAUAAGGAACCUGGAUGAACGUGUUGAUGGCAAAUACACAGUUUCAGCUAGCAAUCUUGGUGGCAUUCGUUCUGUGGAAUUUCAUAUGAUUUUAGCCGUUGCUUAUAACUUAUUUCGCGAGCAAUUUUUUCAGGAAACCCGCCAGCAAUAA
Messenger RNA from Hydractinia symbiolongicarpus, 1566 nucleotides. Its product is annotated as neogenin-like. Bases 1 to 1566 code for a protein of 521 amino acids. Lineage: Eukaryota; Metazoa; Cnidaria; Hydrozoa; Anthoathecata; Hydractiniidae. The transcript has 6 exons. The record is from RefSeq and is a predicted model, not a curated record. Gene Ontology annotation, molecular function: protein binding.